UAUGAUUUUUAGUUUAUUUAGUCUGAUUCUCCUUCCUGUUAGUGGACUUGACAUUAGUUCUAAUGAUAAUUUUGGACGUGGAAAAGGGCGGAAUACAAUCGGAAAUAUUAACAAACCGACAUUAAACCUUGGUCUUAUUCUUCCACAGUCAGUCUUCAAAGAGAAGCAAUACAGGGCUGCAGUAAUCGAAGCGGUUGACCUGGUCAAGAAUAAAAGACGACCUGCAUUCAGGUUUCUUAAUGAUUACCACCUAGAUGAUAGACAAAUACAUUUCUCAAUGAUGAGUGUUAACCCAAGUCCAACAGUGAUAUUGGAGAACUUGUGUGAAACCUUUCUUGAGAAUAAUGUGACUGCCAUCAUCUAUAUGACCAACAGUGAAAUGUUCGGUCGUUCUACCGCUGCCAGUCAAUAUUUUUUGCAGUUAGCAGGAUAUCUCGGAAUUCCAGUGAUAGCUUGGAACGCUGAUAAUUCAGGACUUCAGGAUCAAUCCCAAUCCCGGCUCAGGGUUCAGCUUGCACCAAGUCUUGAACAUCAAGUCGAAGCCAUGCUUGCACUUCUAAUUAGGUAUAAUUGGCAACAGUUCUCAGUAGUCACAUCUGAUAUAGCUGGUCAUGAUGAUUUCAUCCAAGCUGUCAGGGACAAGGUGGUGUACUUCAGGGACAAGAUGAACUUCAAGUUUUUUGUCCAAGCUGAAGUGAAAGUGAACUCACAGGAAGAUAUGAAUACGCUGACUAAUGCUGAAACUAGAAUCAUCUUGCUCUACAGUACAAAGGAGGAAGCUCGGCAUAUAAUGAGUUGGGCCGAUCAGGCUGGUUUGACCGGAACAAACUAUGUUUGGAUUGUAACGCAAAGUGUCAUAGGUGAAAGUGAAGGAGGAUCUGCCGAGGCAUUAACACAGUUUCCUAUUGGAAUGCUAGGAGUCAGCUUCCCAACUUCAUUUCAAGCUUUAAUAGAUCAGAUUCCUGUAGCACUGUCAGUAUAUGCAGAAGGGGUAGAAAGGUUAUUGAGUACACCGCUGAAUGGGACCCUUAUGCCUCAUCUAUCCUGCACCGAAGGAACUAAGAGUACAGAAGCAAGCUGGGAUUUAGGAGAAACAUUUUACAAGCACAUUAAAUCUGUCCGUAUGGCCGGAAGUGCCGGCAAACCGGAAGUAAAGUUCCUGGCCGACGGUAGUCUCUCCAAUGUUGAGCUGAUGGUGAUGAAUCUCCGGAAACCCACUUCCGGUUCCAGCGUUCAACAUAUUUGGGAGAAGAUCGGAGUGUGGAAGUCCUGGAAGUCUGAAGCCCACGGUCUGGAGAUUAAAGAUAUAAUUUGGCCGGGGGAUAGUCAUGUUCCACCACAGGGUGUUCCUGAGAAGUUUCAUUUAACAGUUGGAUUCCUUGAGGAACCACCCUUUAUCAACAUAGCUCCCCCUGAUCCGGUUUCUGGCAAGUGUAAUGUGGAUCGAGGGAUUCGUUGCAGGAUGGAAAACAGUACUGAGGCUGAGAAAAAGAAUGGAACUGAACAGUUCCAAUGUUGUUCUGGAUUCUGUGUGGACCUUCUUGCCAAGUUUGCUGAGGACUUACAGUUUGAGUUUGAUCUAGUGAGAGUUCAGGAUCCGAAAUGGGGAUCAAUAGUGAAUGGAAAAUGGAACGGGUUGAUGUUAGAACUUGUCUCUAAAAAGUUUGACAUGGUUUUAACCUCUCUGAAGAUAAAUGCUGAAAGAGAAUCUGUUGUAGACUUCACUGCUCCUUUCCUAGAGUCUGGGACUGCAAUCCUGGUUGCAAAAAGAACUGGAAUUAUCUCUCCAACAGCAUUCCUGGAACCUUUUGACGCUGCUUCCUGGCUGCUGAUUGCCUUUGCUGCCGUUCAGAUCUCCGCUCUGACGAUCUUCUUCUUUGAAUGGUUGAGUCCUGCAGGAUAUAAUAUGAAGACUAGUUCUGAACCAGACCACAAGUUCUCUAUAUGUCGAACCUUCUGGAUGGUUUGGGCUCUUCUGUUUCAAGCUCCAGUACAGAUGGACUGUCCAAGAGCUUUCACUGCUAGGUUCAUGGCCUCUGUCUGGGCUUUGUUUGCUGUCGUCUUCCUUGCUAUUUAUACAGCUAACCUUGCGGCAUUCAUGAUCACGAGGGAGGAGUGGGAUCAAUUCCAGGGAAUAGAUGAUACUAGGCUGACAAACCCUCAGAGCAUGAAACCACCCCUGAGAUUUGGAACAGUCCCCUGGACCUAUACAGAGAAUGCUAUCAGGAGACAUUUCCCCAACAUGCAUAUGUACAUGAAGGCCUUCAACAAGGAGAACGUGAUGGAAGGAGUAGAAGCUGUCAAGAAAGGGGAGCUGGAUGCAUUUAUAUAUGAUGGGACUGUUCUUGAGUAUAUCGUCGGCCAAGAUGACGAAUGUAGACUUUUAACUGUAGGAAACUGGUAUGCUAUGACCGGAUAUGGAGUUGCUUUCCCUCGACACUCAAAGCAUUUCCCGAACUUUAAUAAGAAAGUGAUGGAUUACUCUGAAAACGGAGAUUUAGAGCGUCUACGCAGAUUCUGGUUAACUGGUACUUGUAGACCCAGAAAACAGGAGAAGCGGUCUAGUGAACCUCUGGCUCCUGAACAGUUCCUUUCAGCCUUCUUCCUUCUACUCCUGGGGGUUUGUUUAGCUGCAGGUCUGUGUAGCUUUGAAUAUCUGUACUGUCAUUACAUCAGAUCAAAAAUAGCUCGACGUGAUACACCUGGAUGCUGCUCUCUUAUCAGUCAGAGUAUGGGAGCAUCUUUAACGAUGAAAGGGACAGUUCUUGAGGCUAGUGCUAUGCUGAGCAGACAUAAAUGUCCAGAUCCUACUUGUGAUACUAUCCUUUGGAAGGUUAAAAGAGAACUAGAUCUAACCCGCCUAAAGCUCUCUGAACUAAAAGCUGAAGUUGAGGCUAGAGGUUUAGAAAAAACAUCCAAUCCUUCAACUCAUCAGGAGAGAAUAUUUGAAGUUACUGAAGAUUUUCUAACAGAAACAAUUGUGGAAAGAUGUUCCACUGAUCUAGGCUGUUCAACAGAUUCAGCCAGGAUUUCUGAUGAUAGUAGUGAUAAAACAUCAUUCAUAGAGCAACAUGCUUCAAAAAGAGAUAUAUUCAGGAGAUACAGUCAAGGAUUUUCAGAGAUAGAAACAGUUUUGUAAAAUUGUUGAAAAUAUUUAAAAUACAGUGGUAACCAGAAAACAGUGGAUUGAUUUUUUUUCUUUCACAUUUCCAAUGAUAAAAUGUCACCAAAAAAUGUGCAUUGUAAUAAAAGCAAACUUAUCGAUAACACAAUUGUGUAAUUUGUUAGAUAGAUGACAUUUUUGUGAAGCACUAUAAACGUCAAAAGACUUUAAAUGUCUCAAAACGAUCCUGAAAACGAUCCUGAAACCGAUCUUCAAAAACGAUCCUCAAAACGAUCCUGAAAGCGAUCCUGAAAACGAUCCUGAAACCGAUCUUCAAAAACGAUCCUGAAAACGAUCCUGAAACCGAUCUUCAAAAACGAUCCUGAAAACGAUGCAUCAGUAGGAUGACGACGAUCAUUCCACAGUUUUCUGGUUACAGCUGAAUAAAUUAUUUAUAUUAUUUAUAUCAUACUUUUUAUAUAAAUUAUGAUUUUUCACAUUCUCCGUUAAUUUAAAGUAUUAGAAAUAUUUGUUAUUUGUAAAAAAAAAUCAUAAUUGUAAAUAAAAUAAUUUUGUUGCAAGGCUUAAAGCGAAAAAGAUGUCAUGACAUAUUGUUUUAGCCAAACUUAUAUUUUGUCAACCUCAGUUGAACUUCAAGCAAAAAAUCAAAUUUUUAUAAAUACUAAUCAAGAAUAAAUUAAAUCAAACUUUGAGUUUCUGUUUCAAGUAUUUUAAAAUGAUAAAUAUUAUAUUGUUAAAUAAGAAGAAUUUCCAAAUGUUUAGAAUCGAAGAAAAUAUGACUAUAUGGCUUUACAGAAGUAAGAGGCUUGAAUUUAAAAAACUGUUAUUGCUAUUUUUACUGUAAAUAAUGUUCUGGUUUAUUUAUCGAAAGUGAUCGAAGAAAAGUGGAACUAUCAAACUUUAUUAGAUUAAAACUAAAUAGAAUCUCAUUAAGCUUUUACAUGAAUCUGACAAUACCUUACACAAAUGAUUAUCAAAAUGUUAGAAACAAGAAUAUAGAUGAAGGAAUAGCUAAAAGUUGUUUUUUAAGAAUUUGGAAAUUCUUAGAUUUAAAGUUGUUAUAUUGUUGUAAACAUAAAAGUGCUAAUUCAUUAUUUAAAUAAUUGUCAAAAUAUUAUUGUUAGUUAAUAAAUAUCAUCUGUUGUAUUA
This is a messenger RNA of Eurytemora carolleeae, 4273 nucleotides long. RefSeq names its product glutamate receptor ionotropic, NMDA 2B. Gene Ontology annotation, molecular function: NMDA glutamate receptor activity; transmitter-gated monoatomic ion channel activity involved in regulation of postsynaptic membrane potential. Bases 2 to 3139 code for a protein of 1045 amino acids. Gene Ontology annotation, cellular component: plasma membrane; postsynaptic membrane. The record is from RefSeq and is a predicted model, not a curated record. The transcript is spliced from 38 exons. NCBI's taxonomy places the organism in Eukaryota, Metazoa, Arthropoda, Copepoda, Calanoida, Temoridae. Gene Ontology annotation, biological process: modulation of chemical synaptic transmission; monoatomic ion transport; synaptic transmission, glutamatergic.